Molecule: messenger RNA, 498 nt
Organism: Striga hermonthica
Lineage: Eukaryota; Viridiplantae; Streptophyta; Magnoliopsida; Lamiales; Orobanchaceae
Source: the annotation of a GenBank genome assembly
AUGUCAACUCAUCGUUAUCGGCCCCCGCGCCUCCUCCUCGACUCCGUCGUCAUAGGCCCAUCCGCCUCCUCCGGCGUGGGCCCGUACGACCGGGAAAACUCGAGCUUCGACAGCAACAUGGUGAUCAUCUUGGCUGCCCUGCUGUGCGCGCUCGUUUGCGCACUCGCCCUCAACUCCAUCGUCCGUUGCGCCCUGCGCUGCAGGGGCAUAUUAGAGCCUAACCCGCCGCCUGAGGGCUCGGUUACGGGCUCGGUUGGGGGGCUGGGGAAGGAGGCGCUUAGCCGGAUUCCGGUGGCGGCUUACCGGGCGGCGGGCGGGAGGAAUGUGGCGGCCACUGAGUGCCCGAUAUGCCUGGCGGAGUUUGCGGAGGGGGAAGAUGUUAGAAUCCUGCCCGGGUGCAACCACGGUUUUCAUGUCGGGUGCGUGGACAGGUGGCUCGUCUCGCACUCGUCGUGCCCCACAUGCCGGGGCCCUCUGGCCACAGCUCAACGUCGAUAG